AUGAAUAGAAAUCGUCAAUUGCUUUUGCUUGUGGGCUUGAUAUUCCAUUCGUUCUAUAUAUGGUCGAUCUUUGACAUAUACUUUGUGCUGCCCUUGGUUCAUGGUAUGGACAAUCACAGAUCAACAAAUUCACCACCUGCGAAAAGGCUAUUUUUGAUUGUGGGGGAUGGGUUGAGAGCAGACAAGGCUUUCAAGAAGCUUAAGCAUCCAAGCACUGGAGAAGAGAAGUAUUUGGCACCUUAUCUUAGAAAUCUAGUUUUAAACGAAGCCAGCUGGGGUAUUUCUAAUACUAGAAUGCCAACUGAGUCAAGACCAGGCCACGUUGCGAUGAUUGCUGGUUUCUACGAAGAUGUAUCUGCUGUUACAAAGGGAUGGAAGACUAAUCCCGUAGACUUUGACUCAUUUUUCAAUCAGUCUACCCAUACAUAUUCUUUCGGAUCUCCUGAUAUCUUGCCGAUGUUCGCUUAUGGCGAUGGUGUUGUUCCAGGCAGAAUUGAUGUUUGCAUGUAUGGCCAUGAAUUCGAAGAUUUCACACAAAGCUCCAUCGAACUAGAUGCGUUUGUUUUCAAACACUUUGACGAUCUUAUGCUUAAUCUGACCGCUAAUGAAACACUUAAGAAUGAACUCUUUCAAGACGGAAAUGUGUUCUUUUUCCAUCUUUUAGGUCCUGACACCGCUGGGCACGCAUAUAGGCCAUACUCCGCUGAGUACUAUGAUAAUAUUGAGUAUAUAGAUCAGAAGUUAUCGAAACUCAUACCCAAAAUUAAUGAGUACUUUGGCGAUGAUGACAGUGCGUUCGUUUUCACUGCUGAUCAUGGCAUGUCGGACUUUGGAUCUCACGGGGAUGGUCAUCCUGAUAACACUAGAACACCAUUGAUUGCCUGGGGAGCAGGAAUUAAUAAACCAGUAGUGUUAGCGGAUCUCGAAGACCCUGAGGCUGCAAGGAAAGCUCAAGACCCAGUUCUUUCUGGAUAUGAAGCGGAUUAUUUUGACACUUGGGGAUUUGAAAAUAUUAAAAGGAAUGAUGUAAAUCAAGCAGACAUUGCAUCCUUGAUGGCAUACUUGAUAGGAGCAAAUUAUCCUGCGAACUCUGUCGGAGAGUUACCUUUAAAUUACCUUGAUGCUCCUCCACUCGAGAAAAUAAAAGCAUUAUAUGCUAAUGCUUUAUCAAUUGUUGAGCAAUAUCUUGUCAAAGAAAGUGAAGUCUAUAACCACCAAUUUAAGUUCAAACCAUAUAGUCCAUUUGAGGAAAAAUCCAUUGACAGCUACAAAUUAGAAAUUGAAAUUUCCAUGGCCUCGAUUGGUAAGUCUUACAAGGAGGAAUACAAAGAGUAUGAAAUUCAGAAAACGAUAGAACUUACUGAGGAACUUAUGCAAAGAGCGCUUGAUGGCCUCAACUACCUCCAGACAUAUAAUUGGGCCAUGUUGCGUUCGAUUGUAACUUUAGGCUUCUUUGGUUGGAUUGUUUACGCAUUUAUCUUGUUUUUGAAGCUUUUCAUUUUGGACCCUGACACCACUAAUAAUGAACCAAAGUCUAAAUUUUUGAUUGGCACUUUUGCUACGUUGACAAUAGGGAUUAAUUAUAUCUUAUUUUACCAAAACUCCCCAUUUAACUAUUAUGCUUAUACAUUCUUCCCUUUGUACUUUUGGUACACCAUUCUUGACAAUAGGGCAGCGUUAUUCAAAGGUACUGAGUCCUUUUUAUAUGGAAUUUCGAAGUUAUCGAAACUUUUAAUUGUGCUUUCCUUUGUUGGAAUGUAUGAAGGAAUUUUCCUUGGAUUCUCUAGGCGAUACAUGUUCUCCAUUAUUUUGAUACUAAUUGCGCUUUAUCCGCUUGCUUUUUCUUCAUCGAAGCUUCCGGUAUUACAGAAGGCAUUGUGGUUCUUUAGCUGUCUUGGCUUAUGCCCUUUCACUAAUUUAAAUCCUGUUAAAGUUGAAAGCCUUCUCCAAAUAAAUAUAGGAGCUCUUUUUGCAUUGAUAGUUGGUAUCUGUGGCUCUAUUCAGGCUUUUUCACGCCCAAAUAUUGAUCGUUUCAACAAGACGCUAGUCAGAUUGCAACUUGGCUCUAUCAUUGUCAUGCUAUACGCAGUUAAUGUGUCAGUCAAUUCAUUGCAGGCAAGAGAAGGCUUGCCCCUUCACUCUCAGGCUAUAGGCUGGGCAACUUUUAUUGUGUCAUUAUUUGUUUUACCAAUUCUGUUUGCGUAUAAACCUUCUAAAGAUUAUCAGUUGAGACUUUUAACUAUUUUCUUAGCAUUCACGCCUACAUUCAUUAUCUUGACAAUAUCAUUCGAAUUACUAUUCUAUGUCAUUUAUUCAUUAGUAUUACUUCAAUGGCUCAACAUUGAAGAAUCUUUGAACUUUACAAAAGAGGAAAUUUCCAGGAGCUUUGAGGAGACGAAAAAGCUUCCCAAAGGUUAUUGGAUCCAGGUCAUUAGAAUAUCGAUAAUUGGGUUCUUCUUCCUAGAAUUUGCAUUUUUUGGAACAGGAAAUGUUUCAUCCAUAUCGUCGUUCUCGUUAGAUUCGGUCUACAGGUUAAUUCCUAUAUUCGAUCCACUUUCCAUGGGUGCACUUUUAAUUAUUAAGUUGAUAAUACCGUAUGUGCUCCUUUCAGCUUGCUUGGGAAUAAUGAAUCAUCAACUACAGAUCAGAAAAUUUAUGAUCUCUUCACUCAUCAUAUCUACCAGUGAUUUCUUGUCCUUGAAUUUCUUCUUUUUGGUUAAGACAGAAGGUUCAUGGUUAGAUAUUGGAGUAAGCAUUUCAAACUACUGCUUGGCGAUUCUAUCCUCUUUGGUCGUUCUCAUUUUAGAGGUUCUCAGCUCCGUAAUACUAAAAGGCGUGGAAUAUGAGUCAGAUGAACCGAAAUUGCAGGACGCUCGAGAACAAAGAGAAGAAGACGUCAAAGGAAACAAAGCCGACGAAAACCUGGCCGAGACGGAAGAAGAGGACGAAGAAGAAGAAGAAGAAGAAGACUAUCAAUAUAUUGAGAAACCCAUUAGUGACAGUCCAAUAGCCUCUAGAGUCAGAAAAAGAAGCCAAAAAAAGGAAUAA
Messenger RNA from Priceomyces carsonii, 3048 nucleotides. It is a transcript of the gene MCD4, whose product is annotated as mannose-ethanolamine phosphotransferase. The record is from RefSeq and is a predicted model, not a curated record. The transcript has a single exon. Gene Ontology annotation, biological process: GPI anchor biosynthetic process. Bases 1 to 3048 code for a protein of 1015 amino acids. NCBI's taxonomy places the organism in Eukaryota, Fungi, Ascomycota, Pichiomycetes, Serinales, Debaryomycetaceae. Gene Ontology annotation, molecular function: mannose-ethanolamine phosphotransferase activity. Gene Ontology annotation, cellular component: endoplasmic reticulum membrane.